This is a messenger RNA of Polyodon spathula (Mississippi paddlefish), 3294 nucleotides long. It is a transcript of the gene mvp, whose product is annotated as major vault protein. The record is from RefSeq and is a predicted model, not a curated record. The transcript has 18 exons. Lineage: Eukaryota; Metazoa; Chordata; Actinopteri; Acipenseriformes; Polyodontidae. Gene Ontology annotation, cellular component: cytoplasm; nucleus. Bases 155 to 2866 code for a protein of 903 amino acids.
CCGUCUAUCACACGCCUCCUCUAAAGACAUUUUUUGGAGCAAGGAUCUGCACAGUCACCCAGGACCAUCGGAGGUGUAAAGAAAGACCUAUUGGAAUAGACGAAUAGAAGGAAACAAAAAACCAAGCCAAAAAAAAAGGAGAAGUUGACAGUUCAUGGCUCCACCCAGAUUCCCAGAGAAGAUGUCAGAUGAAUCCAUCAUUCGUAUCCCGCCUCACCACUACAUCCAUGUGCUGGACCAGAACAGUAACAUCGCCCGGGUCGAGACCGGACCCAAGACCUACAUCCGGCAGGACAAUGAGAGGGUUCUCUUUGCCCCGGUGAAGAUGACGAUGGUCCCGCCCCGUCACUACUGCGUGAUUCAGAACCCUGUGCUGCGCGAUGCUGACGGGCGCGUCGAGUUCGACCAACUGGGGCAGGCCAAGCUGAGGCACGCAGACCUGGAGAUCCGACUCGCCCAGGAGCCCUUUCCCCUGUACCCUGGAGAGGAGCUGCAACAGGGCCUGACCCCUCUGCAGGUGGUGUUCCCCAACACUGCCCUGCGGCUGCAGGCUCUGCUGGACUUCGAGGAUGACCAGGGCAAUAAGAGAGUGGCCGGAGAUGAGUGGCUGUUCGAGGGGCCUGGUGAGAACAGCUGCGAGAGAAUGUGUGUGUGUGUGUGUGCGUGUGCGUGUGCGUGUGCAUGUGUGUGUGUGUGUGUCUGUGUGUCUGUCUGGGGAGAGGAGAGAGUGACUGGGGAGGAGUGGCUUGUUCGCAAGGUGGGUGCCUACCUGCCCGGGGUUCACGAGGAGGUUAUGGACAUCGUGGACGCCUUCGUGCUCACUGAUAAGAAAGCGCUCCGUGUGCGCGCGCUGCGUCCGUUCCGCGACGCCGGGGGGGUGGACAGGCGCACGGGGGAGGAGUGGCUCAUCACGCACAGCCAGAGGGAUGCGCACAUCCCUGACGUGUCGGAGGAAGUGGUGGGCGAGGUCGAGGUCACGACCCUCGGCAGCCGGCAGUAUUGCGUCAUCCUGGACCCUGUGGGGAGGGACGGGAAACCCCAGCUGGGGCAGAAGCGAGUCGUCAAGGGGGAGAAGUCCUUCUUCCUGCAGCCUGGAGAGAGCUUGGAGAACGGGAUUCAGGACGUCUUCAUCCUGUCUGAGCAGGAGGGUCUGGUGCUGAAGGCAGUGGAGGCUUUCACUGAGACUCAGGGGCAGGUGGAGAGAGGUGAGGAGGAGGAGGAGGAGGAGGGCGGGGGAGCUGCGGGGGGCGUGUCCCGUCGCCCCGGCGAUCGCUGGAUGCUCCGGGGACCCCUGGAGUACGUCCCCCCCGUGGAGGUGGAGGUGCAGCUGAGGCGCCAGGCGAUACCCCUCGACGAAAACGAGGGCAUCUAUGUGCAGGACAUCAGGAGCGGCAAGGUGCGCGCUGUCAUUGGUCAGACCUACAUGCUGAACCAGGAUGAGGAGCUGUGGGAGAAGGUGCUGCCCCCCAACGUGGAGGCCCUGCUGACUGCAGCCCGGGACCCUCUCGCUGACCGUUCAGACAGAGAGCGCGGGAGGGAGAGUAAGGAGAUUGUCGAGCGAAACCGGACCAGGGUGGUGUCGUACAGGGUGCCUCACAAUGCAGCUGUACAGGUGUACGACUACCGGGAGAAGAAAGCCAGGGUGGUGUUUGGCCCUGAGCUGGUCAUGCUGGGCCCAGAUGAGCAGUUCACGGUGAUCAGCCUCUCGGGAGACAAGCCCAAGAGAUCCAACGUCAUCAAAAGCAUCUGCCUGCUGCUGGGACCAGACUUCUGUACUGACAUCAUCAACAUAGAGACUGCCGAGCCAGCAUAUAUAAAACUCCCUCUCUCCCUCUCCCUCCCCCUCAGGCACUUCGAUCUGAAGGACAAGUCCGACCCAGCCGAGGGGUUCCGGAUCUUCAGCGUUCCCGAUUUCAUUGGAGAUUCCUGCAAAGCCAUUGCCUCCCGGAUCAGAGGAGCGGUCGCCUCGGUGCAGUUUGACGACUUCCACAAGAACUCGAACAGGAUUAUCUGCUCGGCUGUGUUCGGGUUCGAUGGACAGAUGAAGGUGCGGGACAGUUUCCGGUUCCCUCAGAACAAUCUGGUGAUCACGAGCGUGGAUAUCCAGUCUGUGGAGCCAGUAGACCAACGGACCAGAGACUCGCUGCAGAAGAGCGUGCAGCUGGCUAUAGAGAUCACCACCAACUCGCAGGAGGCAGCGGCCAGGUGUGUGUGUCUGUGUGUCUAUCUGUGUGUCUGUCUCCGUGUGUGUGUCUCUGUCUGUGUCGCCCGGAUCGCACGUCUGAUAUCUCUCUCUCUGUCUCUCCUACCCCCCCUCCCAUCCGAGUCACGUGGGCGUCUGGAGAGGCAGCGGAUCACUGACCAGUCCGAGGCAGAACGAGCCCGCAAGGAGCUGCUAGAGCUGGAGGCACUCAGCGCGGCGGUGGAGAGUACAGGUGCAGCGAAGGCCGAGGCUCAGUCCAGGUCUGAAGCUGCUAAGAUCGAGGGGGAGGGUUGUACGAUUCUAGUAAAAACUAAAGCAGAAGCGCUGCAGAUAGAGGCGGAAUCUGAGCUGGCUCGUUUGUCGAAGGCCCGGGAACAGGAGCUGGUCUACCAACGCGAGCAAAACAAACUGGAGGUGGAGCGGGCCUCGCGGCUCGGAGAGAUCGAGAUCAAGAAGUUCCAGGAGCUGGUCCACAGCAUCGGUGCCGAUACCAUCCGAGCCAUCGCAGUGGCCGGGCCAGAACUACAGGUGAAGUUGCUGAAGGGUCUCGGUCUCCAGUCCACUCUCAUCACCGACGGCUCCUCUCCCAUCAACCUCUUCACAACCGCACACGGCCUGCUGGGGGCGCUGCCCAAACCGAGAGAGAAAGGAGAGGAGGAGUGAGAGAGGGGGGAGGGAGAGAGAGAGAGAGAGAAUAUCCAAAGAGUCCAAGUAGGGUCCUCCAGAUUGCAGCAGAGGAAGAUUUAGAGUCAGCCUGCAGCUGAUGCGUAGUUCACAACCCCUGUGAGUCGCCUUGGAUAAAGACGUCUGCUAAUUAAAUUGAUUAACACACAGCAGCGUCAUUUUAACAACAUGCUGCCCUUGCAAUUCGAUUAAGAAAGGCGUGUAAAUUGUAAAAAGCAAUUGAAUUGUAUGAAAAAAAGGAAUUUCUUUCUAUACUCAACAGCCUGCAAUGCUACUGAAAUAACUCUGUGUUGCAUUUGAGAGGAGACCCCUGCUGUGUCCUCCCUCUCACUAAAACCGUGCCUUGUUAUUAUUUUUUUGUUCUGUUUUAUUUUGCUUGCAUUUAAGGAAUAAAGUAACAGACUCGA